Messenger RNA from Oncorhynchus kisutch (coho salmon), 3099 nucleotides. RefSeq names its product serine/threonine-protein kinase PAK 2-like. Lineage: Eukaryota; Metazoa; Chordata; Actinopteri; Salmoniformes; Salmonidae. The coding region runs from base 260 to 1810 and encodes 516 amino acids. Gene Ontology annotation, biological process: protein phosphorylation. Gene Ontology annotation, molecular function: protein serine/threonine kinase activity; ATP binding. The transcript is spliced from 15 exons. The record is from RefSeq and is a predicted model, not a curated record.
CUGAGAGAGACAGGGACCGAGAGAGACAGGGACUGAGAGAGACAGGGACCGAGAGAGACAGGGACUGAGAGAGACAGGGACUGAGAGAGACAGGGACUGAGAGAGACAGGGACCGAGAGAGACAGGGACUGAGAGAGACGGGGACUGAGAGAGUAAUAAGGUACACACAUGGAUAUUACAAGCUAAAGUAAAGCUGUUGUUGACCUACUCUUCUGAAAAGCAAAGGGGAGGAGGACAGAAAGGGUGUGUGUGUGUGUAGAUGUGUGACAGCGGUGUGUGUGAAGACAAGCCCCCCGCCCCCCCUGUCAGAAUGAACAGCCAAGGAGGCGGAGCCAAGGACUCCGUGUCGGGCAACUACAACUCUCGGUCCCUCCCCUCUGUUCCUGAGAAACAGAAACGAAGUAAAAUGAUCUCCAUAUUUGCCUCCGAGAAAGGAGGCAGGAAGAAGGAUCGUGAUAAGGACAACAGACCAGAGAUCUCCUCUCCGUCAGACUUUGAACACACCAUCCAUGUGGGCUUCGACUCUGUCACAGGAGAGUUCACAGGCAUGCCGGAGCAGUGGUCCAAACUGCUCCAGACGUCUAACAUCAGUAAAUCGGAACAGAAGCAGAAUCCUCAGGCUGUUCUGGACAUUCUCAAGUUCUACGACUCCUCCACUGCAAAACAGAAAUACCUCUCCUUCUCAGAAAAAGAUGCACAGUCGCCUGGAAAGCAGGGUGCCACGUCCUCGCCAUCAGGCGGUAAGGACGGUGAUGAUGAUGAGGAUGAUGGAGACGAAGCGCCGCCCCCUAUUGUGGCGCCACGGCCUGAGCACACCAAAUCAGUGUACACCAAGUCUGUCAUCGACCCACUUCCUCCGCUGCCAGAGCCUGACUCCGCAUCAAACAGGAACAAGAAGAAACAGCAGGGCAAGAUGACUGACGAGGAAAUCAUGGAGAAACUACGAACCAUCGUCAGUAUUGGAGAUCCCAAGAAGAAGUACACACGCUAUGAGAAGAUCGGCCAGGGAGCGUCUGGUACUGUCUAUACAGCCAUCGAUGUUGCCACUGGUGCAGAGGUAGCUAUCAAACAGAUCAACCUCCAGAAACAGCCGAAGAAGGAGCUGAUCAUCAACGAGAUCCUGGUGAUGAAGGAGUUACAACAGCCUAACAUCGUCAACUACGUAGACAGUUUCCUGGUAGGUGAGGAGUUGUUUGUGGUGAUGGAGUAUCUGGCUGGAGGUUCGCUCACGGACGUUGUCACGGAAACAUGCAUGGACGAGGCUCAGAUCGCUGCUGUGUGCAGAGAGUGUCUGCAGGCUCUGGAGUUUCUCCAUGCCAACCAGGUGAUCCACAGAGACAUCAAGAGUGACAACGUGCUGCUGGGCAUGGACGGAUCUGUCAAGCUCACUGACUUUGGGUUCUGUGCCCAGAUCACUCCAGAGCAGAGUAAAAGAAGCACCAUGGUGGGGACUCCCUACUGGAUGGCUCCUGAGGUGGUGACCAGGAAGGCCUACGGACCCAAGGUGGACAUCUGGUCCCUGGGAAUCAUGGCUAUAGAGAUGGUGGAGGGAGAACCCCCUUACCUCAACGAGAACCCACUCAGGGCCCUCUACCUGAUAGCCACCAAUGGGACUCCAGAGCUCCAGUCUCCAGAGAAGUUAUCUCCAGUGUUCAGGUCCUUCCUGUCCCGCUGUCUGGAGAUGGAUGUAGAGAAGAGAGGAGGGGGGAAAGAACUACUGCAGCAUCCAUUCCUAAAGCUGGCCAAGCCUCUCUCCAGCCUCACCCCUCUCAUCCUGGCAGCCAAGGAGGCCAUGAAGAGUAACCGCUAACCCUGGUUAGCCACAGAUACACUGGAUUUCUAUAUCUCUGUGUUAGCCUGAGCGCUAACUGCUAACUACUAGCCUUACCAGCUAACUUCCAGCCCUACUGUGCCAACUCGUCAGUGCCUCUCAGUAACUGACAGCAUCUCCUCCUUGAUGCUAAACACCAGCCUGCUAGCACCCUGGCUCGUACACCUACAAGUCACACAAGUCGGCUUCCUGCUCUGUUUGACUCCCCUUUCCCUCUGUCCCUCACCCCUCACUCCAUAUCACACACACCAGUCUUCCUAUGUCUCUUACCCCCUCCCUCCCUGUCUGUCCCUCACCCCCCCUCCCCAUCUGUCCCUCACCCCUCACUCCAUAUCACACACCAGUCUUCCUAUGUCUCUUACCCCCUCCCUGUCUGUCUGUCCCUCAUCCCCCCUCCUCAUCUGACCCUCACCCCUCACUCCAUAUCACACACCAGUCUUCCUAUGUCUCUUACCCCCUCCUCAUCUGUCCCUCACCCCCCCUCCAUUUUCCUCACCCUCUUUUUCAUUCAGAUGUUGUGAGGUUUUUCUGUUCUGUUUGUCUCUGCCUGCUAUCUGUUCUUUCUCUCUCUUUACUCUGACUAAGAAACUUAAAAGUGCAAUCUGUAAAAAUGAUUGUCCCACAAACAAAUAGUUCAUUUCAAUCCCACAGUAUCAGUGUUGCAGUACACCUGCAAAUAAAACUACAGAUUGCACCUUUAACAAAAUGAAAGAAAGUAAUUGCUGUAUGGAACUAUCUCGGCAGCAAAAACCAAAUGACAUUUUUCUAAAUCGUUUUGUAUAUUAUGUACUUUGACAAAUGUUGAGGGGGAAAAAAUGGUGAUACUUGGAGAACUGUUUUUGAACGUGUAUGAAUACUCUUCAUUUGGUGUUUUGUGACUAACAUUCUGAUAGAAAGCUUCCAUAACGGUGUGCCUUAAUGAACACAACAUCUAGGCUCUAUGGGGUGAAUCCUCACUUUCACUUCAUUAAGUUGAAUUGUCACUUAGUCUCCCAUUGACAUCAACGCAUGACUACGUGAAAACGGGACUUAAGUGGAAGUUAGGAUUUGCUCCUAUGAUUGGCCAAUCAAAAAGCAUUCCACCGUGCUAGACUAAUUCCAUUCCAUUUCACAGACAUUCCAGUCUGAUGAUGUUGAUGAUUUUAAUAAGUAUCCCCUUCUGUUGUUCAUUUUUAAUUAAUGAAACCAAACGUUUUUUGUUGUUGUUGCAGGAAACCAUGUAUUUUCAAACAGUCUAUGUAAAUUAUUAUUAAAGAUAGACUUGAACU